Messenger RNA from Salvia splendens (bonfire salvia), 1560 nucleotides. RefSeq lists its product as uncharacterized. The transcript is spliced from 2 exons. The coding region runs from base 32 to 1303 and encodes 423 amino acids. Lineage: Eukaryota; Viridiplantae; Streptophyta; Magnoliopsida; Lamiales; Lamiaceae. The record is from RefSeq and is a predicted model, not a curated record.
UCCCUUCUCUUUUUUGUUUCCUCCAAUCAAUAUGGAUCCUUGCCCUUACGUGCUCAUCGCCGUUGGGGAUUUGGCCUUGAAUCUCCCGCACAAAUCCCACCUCUCCUUCUACUCCAAAUUCAAGCUCAGAGGAUUCCCCUCUCAACUCUCAGACCUCCCAUGCGGCGGCGCUGCCGAUGCCAGGAUCCAUGCUUGCUUCACUUUGAACAAGUCGGAGUUAGAGAAGCUGGUUGAAAAAUCCUCCAAAUUUUCUCGUCUGAAGAUCAAGAUUUACGGGCGCAGCGGUGACGAGGGCAGCGGGUGUGGGUUAGUGAUGAAGAGUAGUAAGAUGUUAGGAUGCGUUGAGGUGCAGUUGGAUGUCAAGAGUAUUGUCGAGAGCAGCGGAUACAACCGCGCCUGCCCCAUCCGGAACGGGUGGAUCCCAAUCCGGAGCGGGGCGGAUGUGAAGCUCCACUUGAAUGUGCGGGCCGAGCCCGACCCGAGAUUCGUGUUCCAGUUCGACGGAGAGCCUGAGUGCAGCCCGCAGAUCUUCCAGAUCAACGGGAACCUCGUCAAGCAGCCUGUCUUCACCUGUAAAUUCACCUUCCGAAACUGCAGCGAGAGGAAUUCAAGAUCCAGAUGCUCGAUUUCGACAUCAGAGCGUGGCGCGAGAGCGUGGUGUUUGGGUUCGAAUUCGGAAGAAGGAGAGAUUCGAGAAGAGAGGAAGGGGUGGUCGAUCACUAUCCACGAUCUAUCGGGGUCGCCGGUGGCGGCGGCGUCGAUGGUGACGCCGUUCGUGCCGUCGCCCGGCGCCGACAGCGUGGGGAGAUCGAAUCCAGGGUCGUGGCUGAUCCUACGGCCGGGGUACAGCGCGUGGAAGCCGUGGGGACGCCUCGAGGUCUGGCGAGAGAGCGCCAACGUCUGCUAUCGCUUCGAGCUCAUCCCCGACGGCGCCAUCGACGCGAUACCACUCGCCAGUUCCAACGUCAGCGCCAAAACAGGAGGGAAAUUCGUCGUCGACAUCACAACGGGCCCCACCCCCAUGGCUAGUCCAAGCAGCAGCUUCGAUUUCAGCUCCGGGUGCGGGUCGUCGUCGGCGUCCGGGUCAGGAUCAUGGGCGCACCUGCUGUACCGGGGGUUCGUGAUGUCGUCGACGGUGGGGGGAGUGAAGCCGGUGGUGGAGGUGGGCGUGCAGCACGUGACUUGCACGGAGGAUGCGGCCGCGUUUGUGGCCCUUGCUGCCGCAAUGGAUCUCAGCAUGGAUGCUUGCCGGCUCUUCUCGCAGAAGCUGAAGAAGGAACUAAGGCAACCGGAUCUUUUCUGAACCAUUUCGUGUCGGGUCGGGUCGGGUGACUGACUGAUACAUUCGGAUGAAGUCACUAUUGGACCGCAACCUUGUUGCUACAUACAUUAAUUUAUUUUCAUUUUUAGCAUAACCAUUGUUGUGUUAUGCUCGUCUCUGGACUGUUGUGUUGUGAUCUACAUCUUGAGUUUCUGUACAGUCAUCGGGAGUUUAUUGUUUUUCUAAAUGUACAUUUCUUUAUUUCUUUCUACAUUAAUAAUGGACGUAUUUCUUUAAUA